Molecule: messenger RNA, 4432 nt
Organism: Chrysoperla carnea
Lineage: Eukaryota; Metazoa; Arthropoda; Insecta; Neuroptera; Chrysopidae
Product: zinc finger protein 62 homolog
Exons: 3
Coding region: 152-4246 (1364 amino acids)
Cellular component (GO): nucleus
Molecular function (GO): zinc ion binding; nucleic acid binding
Source: RefSeq, a predicted model, not a curated record
UCACAAUGCUGAUAAACCAUUUGCAUGUGAUAUUUGUAAUAAAACAUUUGCUAAAAGAAGUACUCUAACGAGACAUACAAGAAUUCAUACUGGGGAAAAACCAUUUGUAUGUGAGAUUUGUAAUAAAACAUUUACUCUAAGAUACACUCUAAUGGCACAUACAAGAAUUCACAAUGCUGAUAAACCAUUUGCAUGUGAUAUUUGUAAUAAAACAUUUACUGAAAGAAGUGAUCUAACGAGACAUACAAGAAUUCACACUGGGGAAAAACCAUUUGUAUGUGAGAUUUGUAAUAAAACAUUUACUGAAAAAAAUACUCUAACGAGACAUACAAGAAUUCACACUGGGGAAAAACCAUUUGCAUGUGAGAUUUGUAAUAAAACAUUUACGGAAAGAAGUACUCUAAGGGCACAUACAAGAAUUCAUACUGGAGAAAAACCAUUUGCAUGUGAGAUUUGUAAUAAAACAUUUACUGAAAAAAAUACUCUAACGAGACAUACAAGAAUUCAUACUGGAGAAAAACCAUUUGCAUGUGAGAUUUGUAAUAAAACAUUUGCUAAAAGAAGUACUCUAACGAGACAUACAAGAAUUCAUACUGGAGAAAAACCAUUUGCAUGUGAGAUUUGUAAUAAAACAUUUACUGAAAGAAGUACUCUAAGGGCACAUACAAGAAUUCAUACUGGAGAAAAACCAUUUGCAUGUGAUAUUUGUAAUAAAACAUUUACUGGAAGAAGUAAUCUAAACGCACACACAAUAAUUCACAAUGCUGAUAAACCAUUUGCAUGUGAUAUUUGUAAUAAAACAUUUGCUCGAAGAGACAAGCUAAAUGCACAUAAAAGAAUUCACAAUGCUGAUAAACCAUUUGCAUGUGAUAUUUGUAAUAAAACAUUUACUGAAAGAAGUACUCUAAGGGCACAUACAAGAAUUCAUACUGGAGAAAAACCAUUUGCAUGUGAUAUUUGUAAUAAAACAUUUACUGAAAGAAGUAAUCUAAGGGCACAUACAAGAAUUCACAAUGCUGAUAAACCAUUUGCAUGUGAUAUUUGUAAUAAAACAUUUGUUCAAAGAGGCAAUCUAAAUGCACAUAAAAGAAUGUACACUUGUGAAAAACCAUUUGAUAUGGCUAUAAAUAAUAUUAUCAAAGAAGAAAAUAUUAAACUUGAAAAACAACUGAACACAGAAUUAAUAAUCAAAGAAGAAAUAUUAGAAGACGCUGAUGAGGACAGAAAAAUGCAACAUGAACUACAAGAAGACAGCAACAGUGGUAUGAUGGAAGAUAUACCAAAAAGUUUUAAUACUAACAUUAAAUUUAAAUCUGCACAACCUGCAUUGCGAUUUUUAGUAGACAAAUUGAAAUUAUUGUUUUGCGACGACAUCAUUGUGUACAAAAUAAAAGAUGAUUAUAUUAUUUGUCUCAUUGAUGCACGUGAUAAAGUUUUAAGUCGCGAUUGGUAUACACAACAAGUAGAACGAGAUCAAAAGUACAGUUACAGACGAAACGCCAACAUGGCAAUUAAUGCAUUUCAAGAUAUGGAUAUAAAUAAUGUUAUCAAAGAAGAAAAUAUAAAACUUGAAAAACAACUGAACACAGAAUUAAUAAUCAAAGAUGAAAUAUUAGAAGACGUUAAUGAUGACAUGGACACGGUCAUUACAAUGCAAGAGGGACAAAUUGAAAAUGAACUACAAGAAGACAGCAACAUUGUUAUAAUGGAAGAUAUACCAAAAAAAUUUGGUAUAAACGAAAUUUUAGCUGAAAAUGUAUUAGAUCCACAACAAAUAAAUACUAGUACAAAACUAUCAUGUCAUAAAAAAACUAUCACCGAGAAAAAAACUAUUGUUAGAGAAAAACGAUUUACAUGUGAUAUUUGUAAUAAAACAUUUACUAAAAGAAGUAAUCUAAGGGCACAUACAAGAAUUCACACUGGGGAAAAACCAUUUGCAUGUGAUAUUUGUAAUAAAACAUUUGUUCGAAGAGACAAUCUAAAUGCACAUAAAAGAAUUCACAAUGCUGAUAAACCAUUUGCAUGUGAUAUUUGUAAUAAAACAUUUACUAAAAGAAGUGAUCUAACGAGACAUACAAGAAUUCACACUGGAGAAAAACCAUUUGUAUGUGAGAUUUGUAAUAAAACAUUUACUGGAAGAAGUAAUCUAAGGGCACAUACAAGAAUUCACACUGGAAAAAAACCAUUUGCAUGUGAGAUUUGUAAUAAAACAUUUACUGAAAGAAGUGAUCUAACGAGACAUACAAGAAUUCACACUGGGGAAAAACCAUUUGCAUGUGAUAUUUGUAAUAAAACAUUUACUGGAAGAAGUAAUCUAAGGGCACAUACAAGAAUUCACACUGGAAAAAAACCAUUUGCAUGUGAGAUUUGUAAUAAAACAUUUACUGAAAGAAGUGAUCUAACGAGACAUACAAGAAUUCACACUGGAGAAAAACCAUUUGUAUGUGAGAUUUGUAAUAAAACAUUUACUGGAAGAAGUAAUCUAAGGGCACAUACAAGAAUUCACACUGGAAAAAAACCAUUUGCAUGUGAGAUUUGUAAUAAAACAUUUACUGAAAGAAGUGAUCUAACGAGACAUACAAGAAUUCACACUGGAGAAAAACCAUUUGUAUGUGAGAUUUGUAAUAAAACAUUUACUGGAAGAAGUAAUCUAAGGGCACAUACAAGAAUUCACACUGGAAAAAAACCAUUUGCAUGUGAGAUUUGUAAUAAAACAUUUACUGAAAGAAGUGAUCUAACGAGACAUACAAGAAUUCACACUGGAGAAAAACCAUUUGUAUGUGAGAUUUGUAAUAAAACAUUUACUCUAAGAUACAAUCUAGUUGCACAUACAAGAAUUCACAAUGCUGAUAAACCAUUUGCAUGUGAUAUUUGUAAUAAAACAUUUACUGGCAGAAGUAAUCUAAGGGCACAUACAAGAAUUCACACUGGGGAAAAACCAUUUGCAUGUGAUAUUUGUAAUAAAACAUUUACUGGAAGAAGUAAUCUAAGGGCACAUACAAGAAUUCACACUGGGGAAAAACCAUUUGCAUGUGAUAUUUGUAAUAAAACAUUUACUGGAAGAAGUAAUCUAAGGGCACAUACAAGAAUUCACACUGGGGAAAAACCAUUUGCAUGUGAUAUUUGUAAUAAAACAUUUACUGGAAGAAGUAAUCUAAGGGCACAUACAAGAAUUCACACUGGGGAAAAACCAUUUGCAUGUGAUAUUUGUAAUAAAACAUUUACUGAAAGAAGUGAUCUAACGAGACAUACAAGAAUUCACACUGGGGAAAAACCAUUUGUAUGUGAGAUUUGUAAUAAAACAUUUACUCUAAGAUACCAUCUAGUGGCACAUACAAGAAUUCACACUGCUGUUAAACCAUUUGCAUGUGAUAUUUGUAAUAAAACAUUUACUGAAAGAAGUAAUCUAAUGGCACAUACAAGAAUUCACACUGCUGAUAAACCAUUUGCAUGUGAGAUUUGUAAUGAAACAUUUACUCGAAGAAUCAAUCUAAAUGCACAUAAAAGUAUUCACACCGGAGAAAAACCAUUUGCAUGUGAUAUUUGUAAUAAAACAUUUGUUCGAAGAGACAAUCUAAAUGCACAUAAAAGAAUUCACAAUGCUGAUAAACCAUUUGCAUGUGAUAUUUGUAAUAAAACAUUUACUAAAAGAAGUGAUCUAACGAGACAUACAAGAAUUCACACUGGGGAAAAACCAUUUGCAUGUGAUAUUUGUAAUAAAACAUUUACUGGAAGAAGUAAUCUAAGGGCACAUACAAGAAUUCACACUGGAAAAAAACCAUUUGCAUGUGAGAUUUGUAAUAAAACAUUUACUGAAAGAAGUGAUCUAACGAGACAUACAAGAAUUCACACUGGAGAAAAACCAUUUGUAUGUGAGAUUUGUAAUAAAACAUUUACUCUAAGAUACAAUCUAGUUGCACAUACAAGAAUUCACAAUGCUGAUAAAUCAUUUGCAUGUGAUAUUUGUAAUAAAACAUUUGUUCGAAGAGGCAAUCUAAAUGCACAUAAAAGAAUGUACACUUGUGAAAAACCAUUUGAUAUGGCUAUAAAUAAUAUUAUCAAAGAAGAAAAUAUUAAACUUGAAAAACAACUGAACACAGAAUUAAUAAUCAAAGAAGAAAUAUUAGAAGACGCUGAUGAGGACAGAAAAAUGCAACAUGAACUACAAGAAGACAGCAACAGUGGUAUGAUGGAAGAUAUACCAAAAUGUUUUAAUACUAACAUUAAAUUUAAAUCUAUAAAAUAAAAAUGAAUCGCUGAAUGUGUUGCUAAGCGCAAAUCUCGGCAGCAGCUGAACCAACCGAUUUCGCUAAUUCUUUUUUUAUAUACACAGAUUAUAAUUUAUUACUUAAAUAGAUAGGCAUCUCUACUGUACAUGAAAUGUUGUCCAAAAAGCCCCCUGGAGAAAGGCACUUACAAUAAACUUUUUUUU